AUGGUACCAUUCAAGUUGCUGCUUCUCUCCAUCAUACUGCAGCUUGCUGCUACCGAUAUGGUACCAUUCGAUGAUUGGCUCUAUCAAAGAGUGGCUUUGCCGGACGUCAACAUAUACAUCCGCUAUGCUGGAACUGGUCCGCCAAUCUUGCUGGUGCAUGGAUACCCACAACAUUCGCUUAUGUGGCAUACCAUCGGGCCAAAUCUUGCCCAGAAUUACACCGUCAUCGCUGUUGAUAUCCGAGGAUUGGGGCAGUCUACGAUACCGUCUAGUUACGACUUCACUUCCGCUACAGCAUCUGAAGAUCUCAAAGGCGUCCUCGACUUCUUGAACAUCAAUCAGACCUAUCUCGUGGCGCACGACAAGGGGAAUGGCCAAUCCGCUGCACUUAAUGCCAAGUAUCGCUCACUGGUAAAGCGUGCUGCCUAUACCGAAUAUGUUCUUCCAGGCUUUGGCUACGAGAGGGUUUUUCUCCAGAGCUCGGUGUAA
This is a messenger RNA of Letharia columbiana, 489 nucleotides long. RefSeq lists its product as uncharacterized. Lineage: Eukaryota; Fungi; Ascomycota; Lecanoromycetes; Lecanorales; Parmeliaceae. The record is from RefSeq and is a predicted model, not a curated record. The coding region runs from base 1 to 489 and encodes 162 amino acids. The transcript is spliced from 2 exons.